AACUGGAUGAUUUGAACUCUGAACUUUCACAAAGUGUAAUUGAAAACAAAAACCACCACCCAGCCUUGAGAAACCGAUUGCAUAGACUUAGUCACAACUUUAAGUUCCUGUUGAACUAGAUGUGAACUAUCAGGUCAUUUCUACCCUUAUAAUUUCCUCAUUUUGUGGAUGUAACAAGACUAAAAGCUCUAUAAAUAUCCAGUGAUUCUGCAGUAAGGACUGAAGGUGCUGGCUGGAUAAGAAGACGGAUCAUUCUGCAUCAGCUUGCAAAUUUGCAUCUUAUCAUCUGCACCAUGAAGUUGUUGACUGUGUUCCUCCUGGUUUCCUCUGUGGUCGUUCAGGCCAGUGCACAUUUUGGCUCGAUCCAGACAUCCAUCACCUGUCCUUCUGGCUGGACUCCGAUCAACAGUCGCUGCUUUCUCUAUGUUCCCAAUGACAUGACUUGGGCGAAUGCAGAGAAAAACUGUCUGUCCAAGGGGGCAAACCUUGCAUCAGUUCACAACGCGGACGAGUACCAUCAGGUUCAGAAUCUGAUAGCUGCAGCAGGUCACAGGUCCAAACUAGCAUGGAUUGGAGGCACUGAUGGACAGCAGGAGAAGACUUGGUUUUGGAGCGAUGGAAGCCCGAUGAUCUACACAAACUGGUGUUACCGACAGCCUGAUAAUGGAUUAGGCACACAGCACUGCCUACAGAUGAACUAUACAAAUGAAAAGUGCUGGGAUGACUGCUGGUGUCAUUACCGUCGACCUUCUGUCUGCUCCAAGAAGGCCUGAAAAAAAGGUUCCCAAAGAGGCCUGAUGUGUAAAACAGAACCAGUGGAGGAUGAAUGCUAGGAGUUUCUGUUUACCUGCCAUUUUGCACCUUCAUAGAAAACCCAAAAGAUAUUUCUGCUUCUUCACUUCAUAUCAUUUCUGUCUUUAAUGCAACCUAAAGAAUGAAGCGACAAGCAAACAGCAGCUGGAUUGUCUCUCUGUAAUAAGAUCAGACUGAAUGAGUUAUAAUAAAAGAUCAUCUAAGCAAAACUUUCUUCUAUUCUUUGGUCUAGCAAAAAAUAAAACUUUGAGCAAUCAAGA
Messenger RNA from Poecilia latipinna (sailfin molly), 1073 nucleotides. Its product is annotated as ladderlectin-like. The transcript has 6 exons. NCBI's taxonomy places the organism in Eukaryota, Metazoa, Chordata, Actinopteri, Cyprinodontiformes, Poeciliidae. The record is from RefSeq and is a predicted model, not a curated record. Bases 294 to 773 code for a protein of 159 amino acids.